UUACAUGAUGCCCACAGGAGACGCGGCGAUUGGUGGCGGUUUACACGUGACCAGACAACUUUGUACAUUUGACAGAGAGUAGGAGGGUUUUGUGGAGAUCAGAAUAACGACAGAGCGAUAAAAAUUAGUAUUGUUGCACUUCACAAAUUAAUGAUCAUGAGUUCAUACUUGAUAAACUCGAACUAUAUCGAACCUUCCUUUCCUCCAUGCGACGAAUAUCAACAGAACGGAUACAUCCCCGCCCCUACUGAGUACUACGAACGGCCAAAAGAUUCGGGCUUUCCCCAUCACGACGAGGCGUCCUAUCCGAGGUCAAACUACACAGAACCGAGCUACGACUACGGUAAUGUCCCUAACAACGGUCUCGACGAUUUCAGCGACAGGCAUCACGCACAGGCUCACCCCGUUGCCCAGAACCAUGGCCCUCGCCUCAACCCAGUCCCAGACAGCGGUGCCGUAGCGGACGUGAGCAAAGACUGCAGCCUCGCCACUGAGUCUUAUUCCAGCGCACAGAAGGGAAAGGAAGUGCCGGUGGUCUACCCCUGGAUGAAGAAGGUCCAUGUUGUCAAUGCUACUUACAAUGGAGGAGUGCCCAAGAGGUCUCGCACUGCCUACACCCGCCAGCAGGCUCUCGAGCUGGAGAAAGAAUUCCACUUCAACCGCUACCUGACCCGACGCAGGCGCGUGGAGAUCGCGCACACGAUGUGCCUGACCGAACGUCAGGUGAAGAUCUGGUUCCAGAACAGAAGAAUGAAGUGGAAGAAAGAUCACAAGCUGCCGAACACAAAGAUCCGCUCCGCAAGCUCAGCCUCGUCCUUGGGAGCACAGCAGCAGCAGCAACAACAGAAAAUCAAAACAGCCACGCACCAGCAGCUUGUUCCCACGCCUUGCACCGCGAGCCUAUAGUGAUGGAACCCUCUCGCCAAACCAACAGACUGAGAACAGAACACAGAAACUGAAUUUUGUGGCCCGAUUCUCGAGUAUGGCCCCCAUGGUAU
Molecule: messenger RNA, 998 nt
Organism: Oncorhynchus masou masou (cherry salmon)
Lineage: Eukaryota; Metazoa; Chordata; Actinopteri; Salmoniformes; Salmonidae
Product: homeobox protein Hox-A4-like
Exons: 2
Coding region: 151-906 (251 amino acids)
Biological process (GO): positive regulation of transcription by RNA polymerase II; embryonic skeletal system morphogenesis; anterior/posterior pattern specification
Cellular component (GO): nucleus; nucleoplasm
Molecular function (GO): DNA-binding transcription factor activity, RNA polymerase II-specific; RNA polymerase II cis-regulatory region sequence-specific DNA binding
Source: RefSeq, a predicted model, not a curated record